This is a messenger RNA of Phodopus roborovskii (desert hamster), 5482 nucleotides long. RefSeq names its product teneurin transmembrane protein 1 (gene Tenm1). The transcript is spliced from 16 exons. Lineage: Eukaryota; Metazoa; Chordata; Mammalia; Rodentia; Cricetidae. The record is from RefSeq and is a predicted model, not a curated record. Gene Ontology annotation, biological process: heterophilic cell-cell adhesion; neuron development. Gene Ontology annotation, molecular function: protein homodimerization activity; cell adhesion molecule binding; protein heterodimerization activity. Gene Ontology annotation, cellular component: neuron projection. The annotation marks the transcript as partial.
CUUUGACCUCGUAGCCACUGGCGGUAUCUCUGUUGUCUUACUCUUUGACCGAUCACCUUUCCUGUCUGAAAAGAGAACACUCUGGUUGCCCUGGAAUCAGUUUAUUGUGGUAGAGAAAGUAAUCAUGCAGAGAACUGUAGCAGACACACCGUCCUGUGAUAUUUCCAACUUCAUCAGCCCAAACCCUAUUGUGCUUCCUUCACCACUUACAUCAUUUGGAGGGUCCUGUCCAGAAAGGGGAACUAUUGUUCCUGAGCUUCAGGUUGUACAGGAAGAAAUCCCCAUUCCUUCCAGCUUUGUGAGGCUGAGUUACCUGAGCAGUCGAACACCCGGGUAUAAAACUUUGCUACGGAUCCUUUUGACACAUUCAACGAUUCCUGUGGGCAUGAUUAAAGUACACCUCACAGUAGCUGUGGAAGGGCGACUCACACAGAAGUGGUUUCCUGCUGCAAUUAAUCUUGUCUACACAUUUGCUUGGAACAAGACAGACAUCUAUGGACAAAAAGUAUGGGGCCUGGCAGAAGCUUUGGUGUCUGUGGGAUAUGAAUAUGAGAUGUGCCCUGACUUUAUUCUCUGGGAACAAAGGACAGUGGUUUUGCAGGGAUUUGAGAUGGACGCAUCUAACCUAGGAGGCUGGUCCUUGAAUAAGCAUCAUAUUUUUAAUCCUCAAAGUGGAAUCAUACACAAAGGAAAUGGAGAAAAUAUGUUCAUUUCCCAGCAGCCCCCAGUCAUAUCAACCAUAAUGGGUAAUGGACACCAAAGGAGUGUAGCCUGCACUAACUGCAAUGGCCCAGCACACAACAACAAACUCUUUGCUCCUGUUGCUUUAGCUUCUGGCCCUGAUGGUAGUGUGUAUGUUGGCGACUUCAAUUUUGUAAGGAGAAUAUUUCCUUCAGGAAAUUCCGUUAGCAUUUUGGAAUUAAGAAACAGAGAUACCAGACAUAGCACAAGCCCUGCACACAAGUACUAUCUGGCUAUGGACCCUAUGUCUGAAUCACUCUACCUAUCAGACACCAAUACUCGAAAAGUCUACAAACUGAAAUCACUUGUGGAAACAAAAGAUCUGUCUAAGAAUUUUGAGGUAGUGGCGGGAACAGGUGAUCAGUGCCUUCCCUUUGAUCAGAGUCACUGCGGAGAUGGUGGAAAAGCCUCAGAAGCAUCAUUGAACAGCCCACGAGGCAUCACUGUUGAUAGGAAUGGAUUCAUUUACUUUGUGGAUGGGACUAUGAUCCGAAGAAUUGAUGAGAAUGCUGUGAUCACAACUGUAAUUGGCUCAAACGGUCUGACUUCCACCCAGCCAUUGAGCUGUGACUCAGGAAUGGACAUCACUCAGGUGCGAUUAGAGUGGCCAACAGACCUUACAGUCAAUCCCAUGGACAACUCAUUGUAUAUCCUGGAUAACAACAUCGUGCUGCAAAUUUCUGAGAACCGGCGCGUGCGGAUCAUUGCAGGGCGUCCCAUUCACUGCCAGGUGCCCGGCAUCGAUCAUUUCUUGGUCAGCAAAGUAGCUAUUCACUCCACUCUGGAGUCAGCUAGGGCCAUCAGCGUCUCCCACAGCGGGCUGCUCUUCAUCGCUGAAACAGACGAGAGGAAAGUGAACCGCAUUCAGCAAGUGACCACCAAUGGGGAGAUUUCCAUCAUAGCCGGUGCCCCCACUGACUGCGACUGCAAAAUUGAUCCCAACUGUGACUGUUUUUCAGGUGAUGGUGGUUAUGCCAAAGAUGCAAAGAUGAAAGCCCCUUCCUCCUUAGCAGUGUCACCAGAUGGUACCCUCUAUGUAGCAGAUCUUGGCAAUGUUCGAAUUCGUACCAUCAGCAGAAACCAAGCUCACCUAAAUGAUAUGAACCUUUAUGAGAUUGCCUCACCUGCUGACCAAGAACUCUACCAGUUCACUGUCAAUGGAACCCACCUCCAUACCAUGAACUUGAUAACAAGGGACUAUGUAUAUAACUUCACCUACAACGCUGAAGGUGAUUUGGGUGCAAUCACUAGUAGCAAUGGCAAUUCAGUUCAUAUUCGCCGGGAUGCAGGCGGGAUGCCCCUAUGGCUUGUGGUGCCUGGCGGGCAAGUCUACUGGCUGACCAUAAGCAGCAAUGGAGUCCUGAAAAGAGUGUCAGCCCAAGGGUACAAUUUGGCCUUGAUGACCUACCCAGGAAACACGGGACUUCUAGCAACAAAAAGUAAUGAAAAUGGAUGGACAACUGUUUAUGAGUAUGACCCCGAGGGACAUCUGACCAAUGCAACGUUUCCUACUGGAGAGGUCAGCAGCUUCCACAGUGACCUGGAAAAGCUGACGAAAGUAGAACUAGACACAUCUAACCGCGAAAAUGUCCUCAUGUCAACCAACCUGACAGCAACUAGUACUAUAUACAUUUUAAAACAAGAAAAUACUCAAAGUACCUAUCGGGUGAGCCCGGAUGGUUCUCUACGUGUCACCUUUGCCAGUGGGAUGGAGAUCAGCCUCAGCUCAGAGCCCCACAUCCUGGCAGGGGCUGUCAAUCCUACUCUGGGAAAAUGCAACAUUUCUUUGCCUGGAGAGCAUAAUGCAAACCUCAUUGAAUGGAGACAGCGAAAGGAGCAAAACAAAGGCAACGUUUCAGCUUUUGAAAGAAGACUGAGGGCCCAUAACAGAAACCUACUCUCCAUUGAUUUUGAUCAUAUGACCCGCACUGGAAAGAUCUAUGAUGAUCAUCGAAAAUUUACCCUUCGUAUUCUUUAUGACCAAACCGGACGACCUAUUCUGUGGUCUCCUGUAAGCAGAUAUAAUGAAGUGAACAUCACAUAUUCGCCUUCAGGAUUAGUCACAUUUAUUCAAAGAGGAACCUGGAAUGAAAAGAUGGAAUAUGACCAGAGUGGAAAAAUAAUCUCAAGAACUUGGGCUGAUGGGAAAAUUUGGAGCUAUACCUACUUAGAAAAAUCUGUGAUGCUUCUCUUACACAGUCAGCGGCGUUACAUCUUUGAGUAUGACCAAUCAGAUUGUCUGCUGUCAGUCACCAUGCCUAGCAUGGUGCGCCACAGCUUACAAACCAUGCUUUCGGUGGGCUACUACCGUAACAUCUACACUCCACCAGACAGCAGCACCUCUUUUAUCCAAGACUACAGUCGAGAUGGACGACUGCUACAGACUCUGCAUCUAGGGACGGGGCGCAGAGUUUUAUACAAGUACACAAAGCAAGCGAGACUCUCUGAGAUUCUCUAUGACACCACUCAAGUCACACUAACUUAUGAAGAGUCUUCUGGAGUGAUUAAGACAAUACACCUGAUGCAUGAUGGAUUCAUCUGCACUAUCAGAUACAGGCAAACAGGACCUCUUAUUGGACGUCAGAUUUUCCGAUUCAGUGAAGAAGGUCUUGUGAAUGCGCGGUUUGACUACAGUUACAACAACUUCCGUGUCACCAGCAUGCAAGCAGUGAUCAAUGAGACCCCUUUACCCAUAGAUCUAUACCGAUAUGUUGAUGUUUCUGGUAGAACAGAACAAUUUGGAAAGUUCAGUGUAAUUAAUUAUGAUUUAAAUCAGGUUAUAACGACUACAGUGAUGAAGCACACUAAGAUCUUCAAUGCCAAUGGACAAGUCAUUGAAGUCCAAUAUGAGAUCCUAAAGGCAAUUGCCUACUGGAUGACUAUCCAGUAUGAUAUUAUGGGCCGGAUGGUUAUAUGUGAUAUAAGGGUAGGAGUAGAUGCCAAUAUCACAAGGUACUUCUAUGAAUACGAUGCUGAUGGGCAACUUCAAACUGUUUCUGUGAAUGAUAAAACCCAAUGGCGUUAUAGUUACGAUCUUAAUGGAAACAUCAACCUCUUGAGCCAUGGGAAUAGUGCUCGUCUUACUCCUCUCCGAUAUGACCUCCGAGACCGCAUUACUAGACUAGGAGAGAUUCAGUAUAAAAUGGAUGAAGAUGGCUUUCUCAGACAGAGAGGAAAUGAUAUAUUUGAGUAUAAUUCUAAUGGUCUGAUGCAGAAAGCCUACAAUAAGGUUUCUGGCUGGACUGUACAGUAUUACUAUGAUGGGCUUGGGCGACGUGUUGCCAGCAAGUCUAGCCUAGGACAGCAUCUCCAAUUCUUUUAUGCAGACCUUGCCAACCCUAUAAGAGUCACUCAUCUAUACAACCACACAAGCUCAGAGAUUACAUCUCUUUAUUAUGAUCUCCAAGGUCACCUUAUUGCCAUGGAGUUAAGCAGUGGUGAAGAAUAUUAUGUAGCCUGUGAUAAUAUGGGCACUCCACUAGCUGUGUUCAGCAGUCGGGGUCAGGUCAUAAAGGAGAUUCUGUAUACACCUUAUGGUGACAUCUACCAUGAUACUUACCCUGACUUUCAGGUCAUAAUUGGUUUUCAUGGAGGACUCUAUGAUUUUCUUACUAAAUUAGUGCAUCUAGGCCAAAGGGAUUAUGAUGUUGUUGCUGGCAGAUGGACAACGCCUAAUCAUCACAUAUGGAAACAGUUGAACCUUCUUCCUAAACCAUUCAACCUCUACUCCUUUGAGAAUAACUACCCAGUUGGCAAAAUCCAAGAUGUUGCAAAGUAUACCACAGACAUUGGCAGUUGGUUAGAGCUGUUUGGUUUCCAGUUACAUAAUGUACUACCAGGAUUUCCCAAACCAGAACUAGAAAACUUGGAAUUAACUUACGAGCUUCUUCAGCUUCAGACAAAAACUCAAGAAUGGGACCCUGGAAAGAUGAUCCUGGGCAUUCAGUGUGAGCUCCAGAAACAGCUCAGGAAUUUCAUUUCCUUGGAUCAGCUUCCUAUGACUCCUCAGUACAAUGAGGGGCGGUGCCUUGAAGGAGGGAAACAGCCAAGGUUUGCUGCUGUCCCUUCUGUCUUUGGCAAAGGUAUAAAAUUUGCCAUCAAGGAGGGCAUAGUGACAGCUGAUAUUAUAGGAGUUGCCAAUGAAGAUAGCAGGCGUCUUGCUGCCAUUCUCAACAAUGCUCAUUACCUGGAAAACCUGCAUUUUACCAUAGAAGGGAGGGACACUCACUACUUCAUUAAGCUCGGGUCUCUGGAGGAAGACCUGGUGCUCAUCGGUAACACUGGGGGGAGGCGGAUUCUGGAGAAUGGUGUCAAUGUCACUGUGUCUCAGAUGACAUCAGUGUUAAAUGGGAGGACUAGACGGUUUGCAGACAUUCAACUGCAGCACGGAGCUCUGUGCUUCAAUAUCCGGUACGGAACGACUGUUGAAGAGGAAAAGAACCAUGUGUUGGAGAUGGCCAGACAGCGCGCGGUGGCCCAGGCCUGGACUCAGGAGCAGAGGAGACUACAGGAAGGAGAAGAAGGGAUCCGGGCAUGGACAGAGGGGGAAAAACAGCAGCUUUUGAGCACUGGGAGGGUGCAAGGGUAUGAUGGGUAUUUUGUCUUGUCUGUUGAGCAGUAUUUAGAACUUUCAGACAGUGCCAACAAUAUUCACUUUAUGAGACAGAGCGAAAUAGGCAGGAGGUAACAAAAGAAAUCCCUGCCUUUGCGUCACCAAAGACUGCCUGUUUUUAAAACAAAA